GGCAACACGUGUGUUCGGAAGCAGCACGCGUAGUACUGUGUGUGUGAUCGGUUAUUUACUUGUUAUUGCGUUUAAUUGGUGGUUUAUUUUUCUAAAACACUUUUACCGCUGUAAUGGGCGGACUACAAAAGAAGAAGUAUGAAAGUGGGUCUGCCACUAACUACAUCACAAGGAACAGAGCUCGUAAGAAGUUGAGUCUGAGUCUGGCUGAUUUCAGGCGGUUAUGCAUAUUGAAAGGAAUCUAUCCUCAUGAACCCAAGCACAAAAAGAAGGUCAACAAGGGCUCGACAGCCCCGAGAACCUACUACCUUCUUAAAGACAUUCGCUUCCUCCUGCACGAACCAAUCGUUGGCAAGUUUAGAGAGUACAAGAUUUUUGUGCGAAAGCUACGGAAGGCAUAUGGCAAGGCUGAAUGGAGUGGAGUGCAGAGACUUCGAGAAAACAAGCCUGCCUACAAACUGGACCACAUCAUCAAAGAGAGGUAUCCCACAUUCAUUGACGCUUUGCGAGAUGUCGACGAUUCUCUCUCCAUGUGCUUCCUGUUCUCUACGUUCGCUCGCACAGGGAAAUGUCACGUGCAAACCAUUCAGCUGUGCAGGAGACUCAGCGUUGAGUGGAUGAAUUACAUAAUCACUUCACGCUCCUUGAGAAAGGUUUUUCUGUCAAUUAAGGGCAUUUAUUAUCAGGCAGAGGUCCUUGGACAAACGAUCACAUGGAUUGUACCUUAUCAGUUUGCGCACAAUCACCCUACAGAUGUGGACUACAGGGUCAUGGCCACAUUUACAGAACUAUACACAACGCUGUUUGGCUUCGUCAACUUCCGCCUUUACCAGACUCUUAACCUCGUCUACCCACCCAAGCUUGAUGGACCAGGUGAAGCCAGUCUCAGAUCAGGUUGCGAUGAAGAUUACGCCCUGGAUUCAGAAAGCUAUUCAGAGAAACUGUCAGCGUUGAGUGCCAGUCUGGCUCGUAUGGUCCCUGUCAUGGAGGAGGAAGAGACACAGUUGGAUCAUUUUCCAGCUGAAGGGGAGGACCUGGAGAAGAUGGAGGCAAGGGAGAAGGAGGAGCUGGAGCGGGACGCGCAGAAAAAACUUUUCGAAGGGCUCAAGUUCUUCCUGAACAGAGAAGUUCCCAGGGAGUCGCUGGCUUUUUUGAUCCGGUGUUUGGGUGGGCAGGUGUCCUGGGAUAAAUCGCUGUGCAUCGGCAGCACAUAUGAUGUCACUGACGAGACGAUCACACAUCACAUCGUGGACAGACCAAACAUAGAUAAGCAAUACAUCAACAGGUACUACAUCCAGCCCCAGUGGGUGUAUGACUCGUUAAAUGCUAAGAUGCUGCUACCAGUUGAGGACUACUUCUUGGGUGUGACCCUGCCGCCUCACCUGUCACCUUUCGUGGAGGAGACCGAAGGAGAUUACGUUCCUCCUGAGAAGCUCAAACUCCUGGCCCUGCAGAGAGGAGAGAAACCACAGGAAGAAAAUGAGGAGGAAGAGGAUGAUGAUGAUGAUGAUGAGGAGGAUGAUGAUGAUGAACAGAGUGAGGAGGAUGAAGAAGAGGAGGAGGAAGCCAAAUUGACGGAAAUCGAGGAGAAGAGAACUAAAGGAAAGAAUUUGCCAGUGAAGGUGACCCCUGGUAAAGUGAAAGCAGAGAACCGCACGAAAGCAGAACAAGAGGAGAAAGCGGAGGAAAAGAGACUUGCCAUUAUGAUGAUGAAGAAAAGGGAGAAAUACCUGUACGAAAAGAUCAUGUUUGGCAAGAAGAGAAACAUCAGAGAUGCUAACAAGCUAGCGGCUAAGAGAAAAGCCCACGAUGAAGCCAGCAAAACGGACAAGAAGAAAAAGAAGAAGUGCUGACGGACUGAUUUUUAUGCGUGUUAAUGUGAUUUCAUCUGUCAAGAGACUCUGCAAGGUAAUAAAAAAAGUGACCAAUGAGAAGGAUUGAGAAAGCCCUAUUUCUUUCAUUUUUAUUAUUUUAAAAGGAAAGUUCACCCAUAAAUUAAGGUUAGUUUAGUCAUCCCCAUAAUGUUAAAACUUUUUUGGUGUCAAAAGAAGAUUUUAAGGAGUCUGACUGACUGACACCUCCAGUCCCUAUUCACUUUCAUUGUUUAAAAGAUGCAAUACAUGUGAAUUGAGACUGAGGCUGUCAGUCCCUGACAUUCUGCAUUUUGUUCUCCACAGGAGAAAGUAAAUCAUAAGGGUUUGGGACAACAAUUUGCUGUGUAAAUGAUGACAUAACCUAGUUGUUUGGGUGAACUAUUGUUUUAUGAGUCACUGAACUAAACAUGCCGGAUGUAUUUCAAUGACAAAUCUGUUUGUGUCCGUUUAUGUAAAACAUUAUUUCACAUUUCUCAUAAACAAGUCUAAUAAAACAAAUAAUCUAUGUAA
Messenger RNA from Triplophysa dalaica, 2384 nucleotides. RefSeq names its product pescadillo (gene pes1). Gene Ontology annotation, biological process: ribosome biogenesis; maturation of LSU-rRNA from tricistronic rRNA transcript (SSU-rRNA, 5.8S rRNA, LSU-rRNA). The transcript is spliced from 15 exons. Gene Ontology annotation, molecular function: RNA binding. Gene Ontology annotation, cellular component: nucleolus; PeBoW complex. The record is from RefSeq and is a predicted model, not a curated record. NCBI's taxonomy places the organism in Eukaryota, Metazoa, Chordata, Actinopteri, Cypriniformes, Nemacheilidae. Bases 114 to 1853 code for a protein of 579 amino acids.